Molecule: messenger RNA, 552 nt
Organism: Penicillium mononematosum
Lineage: Eukaryota; Fungi; Ascomycota; Eurotiomycetes; Eurotiales; Aspergillaceae
Exons: 3
Coding region: 1-552 (183 amino acids)
Source: RefSeq, a predicted model, not a curated record
AUGGAGACGAUGGUGGAGUUUGUUCUGGGCACAAAAAAAGUUUGCUGCCAGGUAUAUGGCAAGUUUGAGCGCUCAACCUACCUCGCAAUGCCUCAGGACCCAGUUGUGCCACUCAACGUAUCCACUCCAACACCCCAGGAUGCGACGCCACUUGCGAAUAAGAAUGUGAAUAACUUUUUGCGGGAUUCAGUUGCGGGGGAGCAGGGCCCGCAGAUGGGCGAGGGGUUUCUCACGAAAUUGGCUGAUCGGCAUGCUACUCGAUUAAGUUACGUGGUGGGGAAGGAGAAACCGACCCCGGUGCUAUUCGGAACAGCCGGAAGACUCAAAAGGACUCGGUGUGGUUCUAUUGCUCUCGGCGAAUUCCACAUGAUGGACGACUUCGGAGGAGGCUACUCCGAGCAGGCAUGGUCCGGCCAAGUGCUGUUCUCCGGGAGCCCGUCGAUGGAGUUACCGGUCAGCCAAGGACUCGUUUCCCUCGAAAUCCCGAAAGAGAACACUUCCCAUGGCACUCCCGUCCUGGGCGCCGCCCGGGUCGGCCGCGAAUAUACGUAG